Messenger RNA from Stylophora pistillata, 2199 nucleotides. RefSeq names its product protein HEXIM1. Lineage: Eukaryota; Metazoa; Cnidaria; Anthozoa; Scleractinia; Pocilloporidae. Gene Ontology annotation, molecular function: 7SK snRNA binding; cyclin-dependent protein serine/threonine kinase inhibitor activity. The record is from RefSeq and is a predicted model, not a curated record. Gene Ontology annotation, cellular component: nucleoplasm; cytoplasm; nucleus. Gene Ontology annotation, biological process: negative regulation of transcription by RNA polymerase II; negative regulation of cyclin-dependent protein serine/threonine kinase activity.
AGCUAAUCGGAGUGGUAAGGGAAACAGCAGUAGCAGAAAGAAGUGAAAUUCGGCAAGACUUAUCACAAACUGUUGGUUUCUUUUGACUCUGUGUUUCAAAAGAAUACUAACCGUGUUUUAAGCUUUUAUCCAGACGUAACUUUCAUGUGUUUAAAACCGACGAACGAAACUUUUGCUUGUGAGAUGUCUGUAGGAGAAGCCAUCAUGGAUUCUGAAAACGUCGUUGUAAAGCCGCAGAAACGAAAGAAAUUACGAAGGUUAAAGAAGAGAAAGUACUCUACUCUUCUGGGUGUCCACAGAAUGCAGGAGAGUUGGAAGCCAAUGAAGCAAAGGAGAACAAAAACCGCGGCGCCUCAGAAUACCACACAAUUCAUUAUGGAGGACAAGGAGGUGACGGAACCUUUUUAUGUAAUUUCUUCUCCUUCCACCUCACCAGUUAGUCACUGUACGAGUUCUCCAGGAUCAGUACGAGGUUCACCUUUAUCAGACAGAGACUUAGCUUUCGAUUCUACUGAAGAAGAUCUUGUUCGCGAUUUCGAGGACCUUGAUUUCGAUUUGGAUUUUUUCCAAAAAGAUUUCGAAGCCACAUACAAUCGUAUACAGGAGGAAAGCUUACUAGAGCUCUCUAAAAGCGAACUUGUUAAUAAAUUCAGAGAGCUUGAGGGAAAAGGAGAGAUUCUUCAAAAACGUUGCGAGGAAAUUGGAAGAGUCGGCACACAAGGACCAAACACUUUUACCGCUCCCGCCGAGAAAUCACACGAAGAAAAUACUUUGCUUUCUUAUCUGGAAGAGUUACGGCGUGAAAAUAAAUCAUUGGUGGAAGAAAAUAUGAGGUUAAAGUCGACAAAAUGUUCAUUAGGACUUUCUCGGCUUUCGUAGAUACUAUGGCUUAAAAUUUGUAGUUGUGGCGAAUGAUGAAAUUGAUGUGGAUGUGUACUUUGGGGUUGGCGCUGCUUCUUUCGCCGAAUGAUGCUUUAGCAUUUCACCAAAAGAAGACUGAAUUUCGUGUUUCAAUCUAUUAUGUAACAAACUAGUGCAUGGUUUGAAAUUUGAGAGGAUAUUGAAACGUUCGGUAGUUUUUCUUUAUUUGAACUUGGUGAGCUGGCAGGUUAAUCUAUUAUUCAUGCUGACUCAGUGUAAAUGUUUUAGUUUGUUUAGCUUGGGUUAGGGUUAAAGUCGUAUAAUUAGAAAAUUUGGGUUUGAUUUCGGCUUUUUUUGGAACUUAUUCAGUUACAUACGUCAGAAAUUCCUAAAAUGGUCUGUGGAAGCAAGUUGCUUUUUUCUUCACCAUUUACUCAUUGUUUGAGAAUAAAAUUCAGGAAAUAAGUGUGAUUUUGCCUGUGUAGUUCCUCUUGCUCAAGUUCUAAAUUUGUCAUUUUUUUUUUUUUUUUCAAGGAAAUCUGAUAGUUUUCUUUAGGUUGGAAAUGAGGAUGUAUUGUAAUUACAGGAGAGGAAAAAAGCAAAUUGAUUUCACAGCAAUUAUUUACUUUUCAUGUAGAUAUUACUUAAACGACUUAGGUGGACUAAAACUGCAAGUUUUCCACCUUGUGAUUUAGGUGAUGUGUGGUGCACUUGGGUCAUGAAUGAUACCAGUGGCAUUGCCUGUGGAUUACACCACACUCCAGAAUUGAAGGACAACUGAUACUUCCUUCCUACCAGCUGAGUGUUGGUGGAUGGAACCUGGAGUGUCCAUUACCCAAACAACACCUGCUGCCCAGAGCUAAGUAUGGUCUUGCUGUUGUUCGCUUGGUAGUGACUCCUCCAUACUGGGUGGUGGGUUCAUUUGAAAAUUGAAGUUUUCAUUGUUUCAGAAUUCCAAGUUCAUGUCAGACAAGAAAUCUGUGCAAGCUAUCAUCAGCAUUAUACUUUCCACUUUUGUGUCAUUGCAAGGAUGAGAAUAUAUUAGGUCCCAAGUGUUGCUCACAUAGAGAACCCUAUGGGUCAGCUAUCAGCAUCUUAGUUACUGUUUGUGACAUGUUUAUUUGUCAAAGAGCAGAACUGAUGGAAAUUUGGUGUUGGGGGAGGGGGGUGUUAUUGUGUGAUUGUGUCCUAUUUGCUUUGUUUCAGAAUUAGAGAGGGAAGAUAUGGAUGUGCAGCUCUUUGGCAAGAUUGGGUUGAAAUUUUGGUGAAAUAUGACAUUGUUUUUGGCUUGUCUUAGUGAUGAAAGGGAAGAAACUAAUUAAAAGUGUUUUAAACUGA